This is a messenger RNA of Esox lucius (northern pike), 3308 nucleotides long. RefSeq names its product transporter 1, ATP-binding cassette, sub-family B (MDR/TAP) (gene tap1). Gene Ontology annotation, biological process: transmembrane transport. The transcript has 12 exons. Gene Ontology annotation, molecular function: ATP hydrolysis activity; ATP binding; ABC-type oligopeptide transporter activity. The coding region runs from base 234 to 2411 and encodes 725 amino acids. NCBI's taxonomy places the organism in Eukaryota, Metazoa, Chordata, Actinopteri, Esociformes, Esocidae. The record is from RefSeq and is a predicted model, not a curated record. Gene Ontology annotation, cellular component: membrane.
CCGGUCUGCACUUUCGGUUUUAUUUGAUUGUAAACUAGCUACACGAACGUGGGGUCUUAUCAGGUCUUGCCAGGUCUUAAAGUCAUCAGCUGGUGAAAAAGAAAAUGUAUGCAUAUAUUGAUCUUUAUUAUGAGGGACCCGGUUCAAGUUAAUAUAUAAGUCUAUCUAUUUGAAUAGGAUAUUUCCUUGACAUUCAGAAAGAAAUUGCAACCGGUCGUAACACCCGGGUCGGGAUGCCUAAAAUGAACUUCUCUCCGCUGCUCUUCUUGUGCAUGGAUGUGUGUGUGGUACAGACCGUCCGUUUGGCCCAGCUCUCCCCUCUCCUUCUCCCCCAUCCCUUCAUCACCCUGUGGGGUGGAAGCCUGAUCCGGGGCUGCCUUCUUUUUUUCCUUGCCUUCGCAUUUCCUGGAAGUCACCCAUGGACGAGCAGCUUUGAGGGGCUCCAGAGCAUUGGGGUUCUCUGCUUACUCUGCCCCCUCUAUAUAAGCCUUCUGUGGGCAUGUGGUCAGUCCAUCCUGGAGCAGCUCUGGGGAUGGCACUCCUGGCUGGGGCUUCUUCAGAGCUACUGUGUAACAGUAGUAGCGUGGUUGUACUGGACACGUUACGUCCCCUCUUUUCUAACCACGCCCACCAAGGAUUCAAAGGAGAAGUCUGGGGCCUCUCUAGAGAAACUGGUGGCCUAUAUGAAGCCGUACAUCAUACGGUUUGGUGCAGUCUUUAUUCUUGUGGUACUCUCUUCCCUUGGGGAGAUGGCCAUUCCCUACUACACUGGCCGAAUGACAGACUGGAUCAUGAAUGAAGGAGAGCCGGAUGCUUUCACGUACGCCAUCACAGUCAUGUCGCUGAUCACAAUUAUGAGUGCGGUGUGUGAGUUUGUGUGCGAUCUCAUCUACAACGUCACUAUGAGUCGCAUUCACACCUCCAUCCAGAGCGAGUUGUUCCAGGCGGUGCUAAAGCAGGAGAUUGAUUUCUUUGACCAAAGACAGACAGGUGACCUUGUGUCACGCAUCACCACAGACACCAAUGAGAUGAGUGAGUCGUUGAGUGAAAAGUUGAGUCUGCUGAUGUGGUACUUCAUGCGUGUCACCUUCCUCUUCAUCUUCAUGCUCAAGCUCUCUUGGAAGCUGUCGCUUUUCACGGCGAUGGGCCUUCCUAUCAUAUGGGUCAUACCCAAGAUAUCCGGCAAAUGGUACCAGGAACUCGGUGCAAAGGUUCAAAAGUCACUAGCCGAAGCCAAUGAUGUGGCCACAGAGACUUUCUCUUCCAUGAAGACAGUACGCAGCUUUGCCAACGAGGAGGGUGAGACGGAGCGCUACAAGGAACGGCUGGAGAAGACCUACUCUCUGAAUAAGGAGGAAGCAGUGGCCUAUGCAGCCUCCACCUGGACCAAUAGUAUGUCUAGCCUGUUGCUGAAGGUUAGUAUCCUGUACUACGGUGGGAGUCUGGUGACAGGGGGAACUGUCAGCAGUGGAGACCUGGUGUCCUUUGUGCUCUACGAGCUCCAGUUCUCCUCAGCUGUGGAGGCUGUGAUGUCAUGUUACCCACGUGUCAUGAGGGCGAUUGGCGGCUCAGAAGAGAUUUUUGAGUAUAUGGACCGAAAGCCUCAGGUUCCGCCAGAAGGCUCCCUGGCCCCGCAGACACUUAAAGGACUUGUCCAGUUUAAGAAUGUCACGUUUUUCUACCCUACCAGGGAAGAUACACCUGUGCUCAAGGACCUGUCUCUGGAGCUGAGGCCCGGGAAGAUCACUGCCCUGGUGGGAGAAUGUGGAUCAGGAAAGAGCACCUGUGUUAACCUGCUUGAAAGAUUCUACAUGCCCAAGAAAGGAAAAAUCCUAUUGGAUGGAGAGCCACUGGAAAACUACAAGGAUCAGUACCUUCACGACAAGAUCAGUGUGGUGAGUCAGGAGCCAGUGCUAUUUGCUCGUUCUGUCAAGGAGAAUAUAAAAUAUGGCUGUGAGGGGGCCUCUGAUGAGGAGGUAUACCGGGCUGCAGAGCUGGCAAAUGCCCACAAGUUUAUCACUGACCUGCCUGACGGCUAUGACACAGAUGCAGGGGAGAAGGGAGGUCAGGUGUCCGGAGGGCAGAAACAACGCAUAGCCAUUGCCAGAGCUCUAAUCAGACAGCCUCGGAUUCUAGUACUGGAUGACGCCACAAGUAACCUGGACACAGAGAGCGAGUAUUUGGUCCACCAAGCUCUGCUCAAGGACUCAAACCCCUGCUCUGUGCUGCUGAUUGCUCACAAGCUGAGCACAGUGGAGAAGGCCAAUCACAUUGUCGUUCUCCAUGAUGGAAAGGUGCUGGAGGAGGGUAGCCAUGUUGAGCUGCUCGCGAAAGGGGGAAGAUACGCUGAUCUGGUGAAAAAGCAGAAUACUGGUUUCCAACGCAGAGAAGGGGAGGAGCUCAACAACUAGCACACAGGCUCAAACUAUCCGGAGACAUUUUCCUUUUCCUUUUUCUUUACAUUUUACUUUAAGUCAUUUAGCAGAUUCUCUUCUCCAGACCAACUACAACAGAGACUGGAGGCAUUUUCUCACAGGUGAAAACCGAACCCAUAACCAUGAUGUUGCCAUGCUCUACCAACUGAACCAAGGCUCAAUAUUAACUGAAAUCAAUCGUCUACUUGUACAUCUCUUGUUUUCAACACCAUAGCAUCAACUUUUUAAAUAACCGUUUACCCACAUGUUUUUUACUCAACAAAAUUAUUCACCAGACAAAAAUAAUACAAUUGAACAGUACCAUACUGAAAUAAUGUAAGUUCUGUGUUUUAAAUUAACUUUUUAUGUCCCUUUUGUAUUUAUUUUUAAAUGCAUUUAGUAGUGGAUUUCCCAAAUCUGUGUUCUAUGUACAUUUGGGAUGGUGCAAAGUUUAUGGGGUGGAGGCUACCUUAAAUCUGAACUCUUUAUAAGGGGCAGAGGUGGAACAUUGUCUUUGUAUCACCAGUAUGACAUGCAAUUAUAGGGCAGGGUGUCAGGGAGAACUGUUUAUAGUGUAGUGAGAGGGACUAACAAAAUCAUUGAAACCCCUCCCAGAUGGUCAUUUUACCAUAAAUACAAGAAGUCCGGUCUAACUUAACACUAUAAACACACACUGGUAUAACACAAUUUCAAAAUUGCACUUUCUGUAUUCCACUAUUCAGAUUCUCUUAGAAAUCUAUUCAUUGUCCUACAAAAGGGUUGCUCAUUCAUGAUGUAAAGAGUGAAACCACUGAAUUUAGUUUUCUUUGUGAUGUGUUUUGAAGGCAAGCCAAAACAUGAGCCAGUUUCUGCAUUGUGUUAAAUAGCAAUAAAAAAAUAUUUUUUUCUCCAGAA